AUGAUGUCUUUCAAUCCUCUCUCUAUCAAAGCUGUGGUGCUUCUGACUGCGGCUAUCGGCGUCAUCGCCAACCCCGUCCUCAAAGACCGAGCCAUCUCUUGCGAUGUCGUCCGUUGCCCUUCUGGCACCGUUUGCCAAGUCAUCGAUAACGUUGCGCAGUGUGUUGGCGGCCAGAAAUGCGGCACGGCUGUCUGUGGGGCCGGCUUGGUAUGUUGCAACGCCCUCUGCAACAUUUGCACCAAACCCGGCCAGUUCUGCAUCCAAGGCUGCCCGGUGACCGACCCAGUAGUUGAAGCUUCAGCUGGCCCAGUCUGUGGUUCAAAGACUUGCGCAACGGGCGAGGUGUGCUGCAACCCCCUCAUGGACAUUUGCACCAAACCCGGCGAGUUUGUGGUGCGAACACUUGCGCAUCGGACGAGGUAUGCUGUAAUGCGAGCUGUGGCAAAUGCGCCAAACCUGGAGUCGCCUGCACCCAAGAAGCGUGCGGCCCAGUGUGCGGUCCAAACACCUGCCCAUUCGGCGAAGUAUGCUGCAACGAUAGCUGUGGCUAUUGCACCAAGCCAGGCGGGUUUUGCACCCAGGAAUUAUGCUCUAAGGCGACUGAGGCUCGCGCAACCUGCGGUCCGAAUGUCUGCGCAUCUGGACAGGUAUGCUGCAACAGUAGCUGCGGGGUCUGCACUGCUCCAGGCGUGA
Molecule: messenger RNA, 693 nt
Organism: Pseudogymnoascus verrucosus
Lineage: Eukaryota; Fungi; Ascomycota; Leotiomycetes; Thelebolales; Thelebolaceae
Exons: 3
Coding region: 1-693 (230 amino acids)
Source: RefSeq, a predicted model, not a curated record